GGGGGGCUCCUUCUCUCGCUUGUCAAACCGCGGGGCAUUGUGGGGCGGAGGCGGCCUUUCUGAUCAGGACAUCUUCAAGUAAAUAAGGUUUAACCGGGAGGAGGAGCAGACCGAGAGCAGCCGGAGAUUACAACCAACACAUCACUCACUGUGUUGCGCUUCAGCCUCACUUAUUACAACAGCUUUCAUAGUACACCAACAUGGGGCAGGAGGAUCUCAUGAACACGGCGGAAGACGUGGCGGACCAGUUCUUGCGGAUAACCAAACAGUACCUGCCCCACCUGGCGCGUCUGUGUCUCAUCAGCACCUUCCUGGAAGACGGCAUCCGCAUGUGGUUCCAGUGGCAUGAGCAGAGAGACUACAUCGAGGCUACCUGGAGCUGUGGCUACUUCCUGGCCACGUGCUUUGUGCUGCUUAACCUCAUAGGACAGCUGGGUGGUUGCGUCCUCAUCCUCAGUAGAAAUUUUGUACAGUAUGCCUGCUUUGGACUAUUUGGCAUCAUAGCGCUACAGACUGUUGCAUACAGCAUUUUAUGGGACCUCAAAUUUUUGAUGAGAAACCUGGCCCUCGGAGGUGGUCUGCUCCUGCUGCUGGCCGAGUCUCGUUCGGAAGGAAAGAGCAUGUUUGCUGGAGUCCCCUCCAUGGGAGAGAGUUCGCCGAAGCAGUACAUGCAGCUGGGUGGUCGAGUACUGCUAGUGCUCAUGUUCAUGACUCUGCUGCACUUCGACUCCAACUUCUUCUCUAUCCUGCAGAACAUGGUUGGGACUGCGCUCAUCAUCCUGGUGGCCAUCGGCUUCAAAACCAAGCUGGCGGCGUUGACCCUCGUCGUGUGGCUCCUGGCCAUCAACGUCUACUUCAACGCCUUCUGGUCCGUCCCCGCCUACAAGCCCAUGCACGACUUCCUCAAGUACGACUUCUUCCAGACCACCUCGGUCAUCGGCGGUCUGCUGUUGGUGGUGGCACUUGGACCUGGUGGCGUGUCCAUGGAUGAGAAGAAGAAAGAGUGGUAGGCAAAGUGGGGUUAAGAUAAGAGGAUUGCACAGCACCACUAACUUCACCCCACCAACCGGGACACAAAGGCCCUCCCUCUCCUGCAGUUCCCCCCCCCACCAGGGUACACAGUUGUUUUUUUUCUAGCUUGUUUUUUAUUUCGCCAAAUCCACAGACACCACCUCUCCCAUCUAUGGACAAUUUUUCUAUUUUCCUCCCAGCUGCUGUUUUUGUUUUUUAGUUCAACAUAUGCAGAUUUUUUCUAAACCCUUCUUGUAUGUCCUCUUUUUCCAUGACAACAAGAAUAAAAAAGGCCCAUGUAUUUCAAAGUGCAAGGUAAACAGCUAAUGUGGGAUAUAUGGAUUUCUUUGUUCUGUGUGCAGAAGGAAUGACAUAAUUUAUUGUAUUUUAUGGGUGUUAUGCCAUGAGUUAUAAUAGAUUAACAUUCAUAUUUUCUGAAUAAAACCAGCGAAUUGGAUCGAGUGCAGUAGUUUGUCCCCCACCCCUCCCCCCCAUGGAUGCUGGUCUUUUUCUGCCGUUGGAUCUUGGAGUGUCUGAGACUUACUCACCAUAUCGAACUUGGGCACUGAUUUGACUCUCCGGGUUUCAUCUCCCCUCUUCUUCUUUUUUUUCUCUGACACCCUAGCCUUUCAACACAUCUGUACACCUUCAAUCUCAACUGACUCUUGUUUGUUUGGAGUCGAAUCAGGGGGGGAACGUGUACAUUAUGUACAAAGUGGUGGAUUGCAGUCAUGCUUGGUUGAAAGCUUCAACACAAUUGUUAGCUCCAGUACUUGUUAUUGGGCACUUUGUACUGUACGUUUUUUGGCAAAUGCCUAACUAGUGAACUGUAUAUGAUCGGGGAAUAUAGAGGGGAGAGGCUCAACGUUUGUGAAACACCAUAUUCUGCGAUCUAGAAAAGCAAAGAGGACUAAGCAGAGUCACUAGCCAUCCGGACUUUGUCUUUGCUCAGUGUUUUUUGCCAUGUGUAAGAAAAUAAAAAAAAAUAUUCAGUGUAUUGAUUUUCAGAAGUUUAUAUUGUAUUUUUGAUCAUUUGUUUUUUGAUUUUGGAAGUUCAUGGCGAAGAAAUAAAAGUUCAAAAAUAUAAAGUCA
Molecule: messenger RNA, 2103 nt
Organism: Sebastes umbrosus (honeycomb rockfish)
Lineage: Eukaryota; Metazoa; Chordata; Actinopteri; Perciformes; Sebastidae
Gene: surf4
Product: surfeit 4
Exons: 6
Coding region: 201-1010 (269 amino acids)
Biological process (GO): Golgi organization
Cellular component (GO): endoplasmic reticulum-Golgi intermediate compartment; membrane; endoplasmic reticulum
Source: RefSeq, a predicted model, not a curated record